AGGUUGUGACAACUUCCCAUGGAACACACCAGCAUUAUUAAAAAAUCCAUAUGUCUGUUAUAAACAUGACAAUUGGCAUGAGUUGGUCUAACUCCGGUGCGGUCAAUUAAUGAUCACUCUCUCCGCCCGCUAGCCGUAGUGAGCAGGGAUAUGUAAGUGCAACUCGCGCACACAUAGUCACGGAGUCACGGACGUCACGGACGUCGUGAACGGUCGUGAAGGCUUGGAGUUGUCUUUGAGAAUAGGGAGUGGGCCCAGUGGGCCGUAAUGUAUAAUAUUAUAGCUGGCGAGCUUGGAAGGAGAUUAGUUAAUAAUGGUUGUUGUUACAGUAUCUUAAAGACAUGUUUCCGAUAUGUUUAAUAUUAGUGUAAUAAGAAAGAAAAUUCCAGAUAUCGUAAACGUACCUGGUAAACCACCGAUGCCGUUUAUUUGCAGUUUUUACACUUAAAACAUAUUUUUGUGAUUUCUGUAAUAUUCAAUUUGUGGUUGUUUCGGACGCAGUUUUUGAGGAUGCUGUGUUUCCUUAUCGUGUUUGUGGGUUGCUGGAUUAGUGGAAUAGCUGAAAAUAUACACAUGACAAAGGUUUUUAUACUGCCAAUUGAACCUGGAAUGUUCAAUUGGACCUUACAAGGCGCAACAGAUCAGUUUUCUUAUCGGCCUUCACUGUUAAAUGCACCAGAUCUCCCUCCUUGGAUUCACUAUGUAUACAGUGACAGACAUCAGACAGGCUUUUUGUAUGGAGUUCCUCCUCAGCAACAUGAUGAUGUAGAGCUGGAGAUUGUUGGACUAAAUCGAAAGAACUAUGAAACACGUCGGAGAGUGGUUCAUAUGAAUGUUCAAGAGAAACCAGAUCCAGCAAAACAUGAAGUGCAGAUGAAGAUUGAUAAUUUGAAUGUGGAGGAUAUGUUUGACUCCUAUCGUCUAAACCGGCUGUUGGAUGUAUUUCGUUGUGAGCUGUGGCGUGAAAGUGAAAGUGAUCUUUAUGUCACAUUUUUGGCAUCAGCUGUGCACCUUGGAGCUAGACAUCCACUUCGGCCAAAUGAAGGAGAAGGUGUUGUUUUGAGAAUUGGCAGCAGAGCACAGUUUUCUGUUGCACUUGUGAAACUGCAGGAUGAAGUGAAACCACUGUGGAAGCGGGGUUCAUGUCCACGGGAUUUCAAACGAACAACUGUAGAACGACUCUUCCGAGAUGAAGGCUUUGUUCUUGAUUGGUGUGCUUUCAGACUCGUUGAGGCAAGUUCGUCAUCUUUGCAUCAGCAUUUUCCAGCUGGACCAGAUUUAGAAUCACCGGCUGAUCAUCGACCAUUAAGUCUUGGUCAAGAAGAUUUCUGGAUACGUCCAUCAAAGUCUCAGGUGCCACAACGAAGUUAUGUGAGCGAGUUUGUUUACACAAUUAUGAUACCAAUGCUGGUGAUGAUAAUACUGGUACUGAUUCUUUCACUCAUAUUGUGCUUCCAUCAUGAAGGAAUGAACACAAUCACUGUUGAGUCUGUAAACAAGGUACGCUGUCUCUACAGAAGUAAACGCAACAAGGAAACACCAGCAGUUCAGAUGGUGCAGUACACAGCCGUGCAUCGAGCAACCAACACUCUUAGAUCUCUGUCUAGCCAGAGGCAGGUUCCAAAUCCACCUUCUGAUCAGUGUUCUACUACAGUAUCUCGUUCACGAACUGCCAGUCCCAGCAGCUCCUUGCCUCAAACAAGUACUCCAAGGAUGUCUGUGGAAUGCAAUACAUAUUAUCGCCCCCAUCCCCCACCAUACACAGGGCCAACCCACAGUCGUGCAGAUUUCUGACUAUUAGAGGAGCCCAAGACUUGGUACUGCUAACGUGUUCCAAGGAGGGCAAGGAAAAUCAAUUAAUGAUAACAGCAGCAUCUUUGCAGCUAUAUAUACAUAUAUCCUUGAUUAUAUAUUUGUUGUAUGGUAGUUUUUGUGUGUUAGUGAGAAAAUGCCUAGUUUCUGUGGCAACCCUACCCGUGCAAUAAUACCCUGACAUUUUACUCCCUUUCCCACAUAUAUGUACAUGCAUGUAAACCUGUUAGUAUUCUGAUAAAUUUGUGCAGAUUCAGCAGCAGGAAUGAUGUGUAGACUUCUGUACUCUAAUUGUAUUCAAGUAACAAAUAUUGUUGUCAUAGACUUAUUGUACUUAAUCAUAACCUUUAAAACAAGUAUUCUCUCUUGUACUUAGAUAGAAUGAAAAUGAAUGUCACAGUUUAUUAAGUGCUACUCCUGCUUUGUACUUUGGUGGUGUUGGGUUUGGUUAUUGGCACAGAGUCUGAUUAUCCUGAGUGAGGUUUUGGGGGUUUUUCUCAGUAACUCCAGGCAUAUGAUAUUGUCACGUGUUGGGUAUGUCACGCAACAAAUAACUUCACAUGGGUCUCGGAUUCAGCGAAUCUUUAUUGGACACUCACUCUUACACACCUUACAAUUAUUAUCACUUGCAGUAUUGCUUGACUUCUGGCUCAGUACUCUAAUACUCAACUAUCCUUGGCCGUGGCUGGAUGUCAGCUGUCUCUGCUGGCGGCUAUCCAAAGAUUGUCUCGUUCUCCAUACUCAGUGCUCCAAUAUUCUAAUACUCAAUACUCAAUCUUCCGUUCAAGGCCAGGCCCCUUAUAUAAGGCACAUGCGGACUCAAUAGAGGACACCCCUCGCCAAGGUUCGAUCUCACAUGUUUGGCAAUCCAUUGCUUCGCGAACGUUCCUUAUAGAUUACACCAGUAACAUGUUUCGUUUCAGCCAUUGUUACUCAACGGCAAUUCGUUGCUAUGAUUUGUCACUGCAGGAAUUCCACAAUUUCCACGUAUUCGUUGUUGUGGAAGUGUCCAUUCUGAUUGUAGUGGUUGUCGCAGUGAUGGACAUAAGGUAACACGUCACAAUAUCUUUUCUUUCUCGUCAUGCAUAGUCAGCCAUUCAGUGCUGUAUAAACAGUAUAAUAAAGAAGGUACUGUUAAACAAAGCAAGAAGCAAGCAAUAUGAUAGACUGAGUUGGUAGUUGGUUCAGGCACUGUGCUACAAGCCAGAAGGUUGUGGG
Messenger RNA from Cryptotermes secundus, 3030 nucleotides. It is a transcript of the gene Scgalpha, whose product is annotated as epsilon-sarcoglycan. NCBI's taxonomy places the organism in Eukaryota, Metazoa, Arthropoda, Insecta, Blattodea, Kalotermitidae. The coding region runs from base 511 to 1794 and encodes 427 amino acids. The record is from RefSeq and is a predicted model, not a curated record. Gene Ontology annotation, cellular component: sarcoglycan complex. The transcript has 10 exons.